Messenger RNA from Silurus meridionalis, 4475 nucleotides. It is a transcript of the gene suco, whose product is annotated as SUN domain containing ossification factor. Gene Ontology annotation, cellular component: membrane; cytoplasm. The record is from RefSeq and is a predicted model, not a curated record. NCBI's taxonomy places the organism in Eukaryota, Metazoa, Chordata, Actinopteri, Siluriformes, Siluridae. Bases 225 to 4184 code for a protein of 1319 amino acids. Gene Ontology annotation, biological process: regulation of bone remodeling; protein folding in endoplasmic reticulum. The transcript has 24 exons.
GGAGGCCUAGCGACCGCUGGAGGGCCAGAAGCAGCCGAGCAGCAGCGGCGGAAGGUCGGCUGUGUAACACACGGCUGGGCGCGGAACAUAUACACACACCCACACACUUAUUCAGUGUAUUUAUAGCUUUACUUUAUUCUUAUUUAACAAAUAAGUGUUUUAAAUCGAAACGAAGAGGACAGCGUGUAAUAAGAAGCGAGGAUGUUGGUCCCCGUGGGAAGAUAAUGAAGAGGCUGUGUGUGUUGCUCCUGUGCCUCACUGUAGCUCUCGUGUGCUGGUCUUCAAGUCGUCAUGUCCAAUGUACAGAACAGCCGUCUUCAGGCCCAGAACCCGCUACACAGGACAGUAGCGCGCACGCGACACGGGAGACGAGGACUAACGACGAGGUUGAGGAGGAAUGGAAGUUACAAUCAUCCUACAACAUGGGAUUGGAGACCGAGAGGGCUGCACUAGAGGAGCAGCUAAAACAAGACACAGCAGAAGACGACAAACCUGAAGAGGCUGUGACUAUAGUAGAGCAGGUGCUGGAGGAGGCACACACUGUACCAGACACACCACAUUUAGAGGUUGAUCCCAAUACCAACUCUGACCAACUAGAGCCUGCUCAAACACAGCCCCCACCUUCAUCAUCUCAGUCAUCAUUACCACCACCUCCACCCCAUCCAGUGGAAACCGAGCCCUCCAAGGCCUCGCCCUCACCGGAGCACACCGACGCUGCUGCUGCUGAAACGUCUUUUACAUCUCCUGCUGAACCAUCAUCCGAUCUCCACGUAGACUCGAACACUAAUGCGGACAUCAGCGCCGACUCGGGGAACGCCCCGGAACCGGCGGCACCUACCUCAGACACCUCAUCGGAAAGCGCCUCCAGUGCACUAGAGGUUGCCAGUGCUGGUUCCCCACUAAAGAACUCUAGUGCCAGUCAGUGUGAGCUGGGCUCUGUGGCCCUCUCCAGCCAGCUCCUUGCUUCUGGCUCUACACUCAGCAGUGUGUUGGUGGAAUCAGUUGAGAAUCAGGAUCCAGGGACCAAUGCUGACCUGACUGCCCCUCUGGAUUCGGCUGAGCCGGACCUCACUGAGCCAGAGAACACAGUCAAUGACUCUCAAGCCCAGGAGAACCAGGAAGUGGUAAAUGCACAGGUGACUGAACCCGAGGGAGGGACCGAUCCCCCUGUCCCUGGCAAAGAGGACAUCCCCACUUUUGAUGAAUGGAAGAAAAAAGUAAUGGAGGUGGAGGAGAAGAAAAGUCUGCACACGUCAUCCAACGGCAUCCCCCAUACAGUGAAAAAGAUUCAGAAGAACUUUAAGAAUAAUUAUGCCUCUGUGGAGUGUGGGGCCAAAAUUCUCGCAGCCAACAACGAGGCUAAGAGCACGUCUGCCAUUCUAAUGGAGAAUAUGGAUCUUUACAUGCUCAACCCCUGCAGUAAUAAGAUCUGGUUCGUUAUUGAGCUUUGUGAGCCAAUCCAGGUGAAGCAGCUGGAUAUUGCGAAUUUUGAACUCUUUUCCUCCACUCCAAAAGAUUUCCUGGUGUCAAUCAGUGACAGAUACCCGACCAACAAGUGGGUGAAGCUUGGCACCUUUCAUGCACGUGAUGAGCGCACAGUUCAAAGCUUCCCAUUGGAUGAACAGCUGUAUGCCAAAUAUGUUAAGAUGUUCAUCAAGUACAUAAAGGUCGAGCUGCUUUCCCAUUUCGGUUCCGAGCAUUUUUGCCCCCUCAGUUUAAUCAGGGUGUUUGGUACCAGUAUGGUGGAGGAGUAUGAUGAGAUUGCUGACUCGCAGUAUCCCUCUGAGAGGGUCGAGUACUUGGACGAGGAUUAUGACCUCCAUUCCAUAGAUUACCCUCCAGGAUACCUUCCAUCUGAAGACAAGGCAUCCAAGAAUCUUCUGGGUUCUGCUACAAAUGCAAUCCUAACAAUGGUCAACAACAUUGCUGCGAAUGUGCUCGGGGCCAAGCCAGAGCUUGAAGAUGGAGCUCAGAUGGAAGGCAAUACGUCAUCAGGCAACGAGAACAUCACAGAAGACACAGAAUCUACACUCACGCCAACCCCAACACUCACGCAGCCACAAGAAAUCCUCCAAACUCCAGAGCUGGAUUCCACUCUGGCGAAGCCGGAUCCAGAAGUACCCAUUCCAGAUUCCCCCUCUACUCCAUCACCUGAAGAUAGUCGUAUCGUCAUUCUCAUUGAAGAUGAAGAGGAAGAGCCAAUGCCACCCACCGUGACCCUUCUAGAGGAAGAGCGCGAUGAGGAGAGGCGGCGCGAGGAGGCACGCCUCCGGGAGAGCGCCGUUUACUGCAGCCAGUUUUCUACGUUGUCUUGUCUAGCCAGCUUCCACGAGCACCUCCACCUUCGCUGUUCUGCAGCACUGGCUCUUCAACGGGUACAAAGAGAGCGUCACACACACGCAAGGAGACACACGCGACCAUCGACGCAACUCCCAGACCCCAGUCCAACUCGCACCCCCUUGUUGCCCUAUGAGAAGCCUUUGGAGGUAGAGCCCACCCAAAGUGAAGACAUUGCGCCUAUUGACUCGCCCCCUGUUACUCUGGAUCCAAUCACUGAUCCUCCAAUUUUAUUAGAGCCAAGCCACACCUCCUCCCUUCCCCAUCACAGCUUCUCUGAGGCUUCGCUCUCCAAAGCCACGCCCACCGAGGGCAUUCCUGACUCUCUGCCCACAGAUGAGCCCCAAGAUCCGAUACCACGAUACAUAGAGCGUAUACCUGAAACGCCGACCCACACCUUUGCCAGCACCUCUCUCGCUUCCACCUUCACCUCCACCACUUCUAUGAUCCUCACUCCCACCACUUCACUUCUCGUCCCCGAGACGACGGAGCUCCCCACACUCAGCAAAGAGCAGUCCGUUCAUUCCGUUCCCACACACGUACGACCUACAGAAAUCCCACCUCCCACAGAACUGCCCGGGCCUGGGCCUGGCCCAGAGCCUUCUGCAGGCAUUGAGGAGGUCCAGCAGGAUCCUUCUCACCUCGCUUCUCAGGAAGAGCCCUUGGAGGAGGCGCAGAGCACACUACAGCGCACCGCCACCGACUUCUACGCCGAGCUGCAGAACUCGGGCGAGCCGAGCUACGGCAACGGCAACCACGUGCACGGCUCCAACCAGAAGGAAUCGGUGUUCAUGAGGCUUAACAAUAGGAUCAAAGCUUUAGAGAUGAACAUGUCGCUCAGCAGCAGAUACUUGGAGGAACUCAGCCAGAGGUAUCGUAAGCAAAUGGAGGAGAUGCAGCGGGCGUUCAACAAGACCAUCAUUAAACUUCAGAACACUUCCAGAAUUGCAGAGGAACAGGAUCAGAAACAGACAGAAGCCAUUCAGAUGUUGCAGAGCCAGCUGGAGAAUGUCACCAAGCUCAUGCUGAACCUGUCCAUCAUUGUGGGCCAGUUACAGAGAGAGGUGUCAGACAGGCAGAGUUACUUGGUGGUGUCUCUGGUGUUGUGUUUGGCUCUGGGCCUGCUGUUGUGUAUGCAGUGUUGCUGCAGCAGCUCCUCCAAUAGCAGAAGCUCUGCGAUCCCUGUGAGCAAUCACUACCCCAGUCCCAAGAGGUGUUUCUCCUCUUACGACGACAUGAGUUUGAAGCGAAAAGUUUCAUGCCCUCUCAUACGGUCCAAGUCAUUUCAGCUGCCAGCUUCAGAUGUAGGUCCUGAUGACUUGUACAUUGUAGAACCUCUAAGGUUUUCUCCAGAGAAAAAGAAAAAGCGCUGCAAGAUGAAAGGAGAGAAAGCGUUUCUGAGUAACUGCAGCCUCGAGGGCAAGAGUGUCAGCGCGCCUCAGUUCCUGCCGUCACCAGGGGAGGGCGACGCGUCCACCUGCUCGUCCAGAGAAAGAGUGGCCGAGAGCGGCCCCAAAGGCGGCUCAUCAUCUUCAUCUUCCUCCUCGUCGACAGCGUCGGACGAGUCCAGCUCCAGCAUCCCCUCCGUUAACGGCCACUGUGUGGGUCUGAAUCACGAGCAGCUCCCGCUGGCCAAGAGCAAGACAGAGAAGAGGUCUUUUAAGCGCCGUCGCUCUAAAGUGGCCGAGCAGCAAACGCAGUCGCACGGGCGCUAUGGGGCGGGGUUACUGCACACGCCUAUUCCCGUGGCAACGUGCGUCAUGCCCACGCUCCAGCAGCUGAUGAAGGGAAAACAGGAACUCGGAAUGGGGACUUUUGGAGUCACGGCCGUCACCGGUCAUGUCUGAGAACUUCUUUUUUUUUUUUUUUUUCAGCACUAUAUUACACACAGCUUUAUAGACUGAAACAGUGUUCAACUUUGGAGGAAGAAAGACAAACACAGUUGUUUGUUUUUGUUUUUUUCACUCUUUCUCACUCUUUCUCUUCCUUCCUUUUAACACUGUUUAGUGUUCAGGCUCUGCUACGUUUGCUCAAGCACAGAGAAAUAUAGACUCUUGGGCAGUUACCUUGGUUUCUUGAUCCUCUUUUACGUGCCUUUAUUUGUCCGUUAACAAACUAAAGAUCAGACCACAGAUCAA